AAUCUUUCGACUAACACAAAUCAUGACAUCAAAAGAGGAUUGAACUAUUGUCAUCAAAGUACACAUAAGCAAAGUGAUACACAAAAAGCACAAUCAGAGAGAGACAGAGACAGCUCGUCUUCACGCCUCUCUCUUUUCCCGGCAAUUUCAUUUAAGCAAAAAAAAAAAAAACAAACCCUUCUCUUCUCUUCAUGUGACCUUUUCUCUUUCCACUCCUCCAUGCAUCACUCCUCCACCGCCGUCUCCGGCGAACUUAUCAAACCACCUCCCUCAACCGCACCUCUCCAACCACUUCUUGAUCUCAUCACAAACGUCCUCUCUCUCCUACUCCUCUCUUCCCUCACCGUCCGUUCCUUCAUCGGAAAGUGGCAGAUCCUCCGUUCAAAGCUCUUCUCCCUUCACUCAUCUCUCUCCUUCUUGUCUGAAUCUCCUCACUGGUCUCAGAACCCUCUCCUCCACACUCUCCUCCCUUCUCUCCUCUCAAAUCUCCAACGCCUUAACUCACUCUUACACCAAUGCUCCGCCCCUUCUUUCUCCGGCGGGAAACUCCUCAUGCACAGCGACCUCGACAUAGCUUCCUCCUCCCUCUCAACUCACAUCAGUGACCUUGACCUUCUUCUCAGAUCUGGUGUUCUCCAUCAAAACGCCAUCGUUUUAUCCCUCCCUGCUCCUACCUCAGACAAAGACGACAUUGCCUUCUUCAUCAGAGAUCUCUUCACUCGUCUCCAAAUCGGCGGCGCUGAGUUCAAGAAGAAAUCACUUGAGUCUCUCCUUCAGCUUCUCACCGAUAGUGAGAAAUCAGCAAGAAUCAUAGCUAAAGAAGGUAAUGUCGGUUACUUAGUCACUCUCCUCGAUCUCCAUCACCAUCCUCUGAUUCGCGAACAUGCUCUCGCCGCCGUCUCGUUGCUUACUUUAUCAAGCGUUGAUUCGAGAAAGACGGUGUUCGAAGAAGGCGGAUUAGGUCCUCUGUUACGAUUACUCGAAACAGGAUCUCCGCCGUUAAAAACUCGAGCCGCGGUGGCGAUUGAAGCCAUCACCGCCGAUCCGGAAACCGCCUGGGCUAUCUCCGCAUACGGUGGCGUCACCGUUCUAAUCGAAGCUUGCAGAUCGGGAUCUCUAGAAGUACAAGAGCAUAUCGCCGGUGCUAUAAGCAACAUCGCCGCCGUGGAAGAUAUCAGAACAAUGCUCGCAGAGGAAGGAGCCGUACCGGUUCUUAUACCACUCUUGACCUCCUGUUCAUCCUCGGUUCUAUCGUCAUCAACGGGAUUCAUUAUCCAAUUGGGGGAAUUCGUGAAGCACGGAAACGUAAUCCUACAACAGAUUUCAUCUUCUCUCUUAGCGAAGCUAACAAUCAGCGACGGUAACAAACGAGCAAUCUCCGAUUGUUUAAUCUCGCUGAUCAAACUGAUGGAAUCGCCGAAACCGGCGGGGUUACAAGAGGCGGCGACGGAAGCGGCGAAGUUGUUGCUCACCGUUAGAUCAAAUCGGAAAGAGCUGAUGAGAGACGAGAAGAGCGUGAUUCGAUUGGUGCUAAUGCUGGAUCCGAGGAACGAGAGGAUGGUUGCUAAAGAGCUUCCGGUGAUGGUUGUGGCGGCGAUUCUCUCAGGAGGAAAUAAUCCGGCGAGGACGAAAUUGAUUAGUUUAGGAGCUGAUCGUCAUCUUCAAUCUCUGGAGGAGUUGGAAGUUUCCGGCGCGAAGAAAACGCUUCAGAGACUCGCCGCCGGUAAUCGGCUGAAGAGUAUGAAAGCUGCAAUUGUGGAAGACCUGGAACGUGUGCCUUCUACUUUUGACUAAAAGCAAAGAUUCCGAUUACUGAUGUACACACAUUCAUAUCGACAGGCAAAUUUUUCUUUCGUCUGAUAUUUUAAUUAAUUCAUCAAAGUCACGGAUGCAGGUUUUAUAGAGUAUCCUCCUUCUGCUUUGUUUUAUUUUGUAAGUCCUUGAAAACGAUCCAUCUCAUGUCUAAACUUUAGUUUAUUCUUGAAAAUGAUCUGAGUCCGAAGUUUAGGGUGGAGAGUUUUUCUUUUUCCACAUGUAUCGUGUGUUAUAUAUGUAAAUGACUCUUUGAAUUUUUUUUUUUUUUAAUCUGUAACGAGUACUAAUACAGACUGUAUCUGCCGACUAUUUUAUUUCCCUAAUAUCUUCAUAUUUUUUGUACCAUAUUUAUCAAUGCGUUUGAAACAAAUAUGUGAACAGAAUACAAAUCGUCUUAGACCA
Molecule: messenger RNA, 2217 nt
Organism: Thlaspi arvense
Lineage: Eukaryota; Viridiplantae; Streptophyta; Magnoliopsida; Brassicales; Brassicaceae
Source: the annotation of a GenBank genome assembly